Messenger RNA from Daldinia childiae, 3441 nucleotides. Its product is annotated as Ribosome biogenesis protein bms1. Gene Ontology annotation, biological process: endonucleolytic cleavage of tricistronic rRNA transcript (SSU-rRNA, 5.8S rRNA, LSU-rRNA); maturation of SSU-rRNA from tricistronic rRNA transcript (SSU-rRNA, 5.8S rRNA, LSU-rRNA); ribosome biogenesis. The record is from RefSeq and is a predicted model, not a curated record. The transcript is spliced from 3 exons. Gene Ontology annotation, molecular function: U3 snoRNA binding; GTPase activity; GTP binding. Gene Ontology annotation, cellular component: nucleus; 90S preribosome. Lineage: Eukaryota; Fungi; Ascomycota; Sordariomycetes; Xylariales; Hypoxylaceae. The coding region runs from base 1 to 3441 and encodes 1146 amino acids.
AUGGAAGAACAGGCGCACAAACCUCAUCGCAAAUCGAAAGAGAAGAAGAAGCCAACUGGUGAUCACAAUCCUAAGGCCUUCGCCUUCUCUAGACCCGGUAAACUACAACGCGCAGCUGCAAGGUCUCAAGAUAUCAAAGAAAGGCGAUUUCACGUCCCUCUCGUCGAUCGGGUACCCAGCGAGGCGCCUCCGAGACUCGUAACAAUUGUUGGACCUCCUGGCGUUGGAAAAACGACGUUAUUAAAGUCGCUCAUUCGCAGAUAUGCAAAGGAGACAAUCUCAGAACCUCAAGGGCCCAUAACCGUGGUCACAUCAAAAAAACAACGGUUAACCUUUAUCGAAUGCCCCAAUGAACUCGAAGCGAUGGUCGACAUAGCUAAAGUUGCUGACAUCGUCCUACUAAUGAUUGACGGAAACUUUGGUUUUGAAAUGGAGACUAUGGAAUUCUUAAAUAUUCUAGCUGCAACGGGUAUGCCUGGCAAUGUGUUUGGCAUUCUGACCCAUUUGGACUUAUUCAAAAAACCCCAGGCUCUCAAAGAUGCGAAGAAAAGACUAAAACACAGAUUAUGGAGUGAAUUAUAUCAGGGCGCACAUUUAUUCUAUCUAUCUGGUGUUAUUAAUGGGCGAUAUCCGGACCGCGAAAUUCACAAUCUAUCUCGCUUCCUUUCUGUCAUGAAAAAUCCCCGACCGCUAAUUUGGAGGAACUCACAUCCCUAUGUUAUCAUAGACAGCUUCCGAGAUAUUACGCAUCCUACUCAGAUCGAGGAGGACGAAAAUUGUGAUCGAUCAAUUGUUCUUUCAGGGUAUCUUCGAGGAACUAACUUCUCGGGCCACAACCAAAAAGUCCAUAUUCCUGGUCUAGGUGAUUUCUCCGUGUCAGGUAUAGAAGCUCUGCCUGAUCCAUGUCCGACGCCAGCUAUGGAACAGGCCAUUGCGAAAGCAACUGGAAAAACUGGCAGGAGGCGACUAGAUGAAAAGGAAAAGAAGCUUCAUGCUCCUAUGUCAGAUAGAAGUGGUCUGAAGAUAGACGGUGAUGCUAUCUGGAUUACUAGGGAAAAGGGGUUUAAUUUCGAUAAAGACGCUGAAGAUGGAGAUCGUGGCGAGGGUGAAGAACUCAUUAUCGGACUCCAAGGAGAAAGGCGGUUGUUAGGUCAGACGGAAGACGGCCUGCAGCUCUUCCGAGGCGGCGAGAAGAUAACGAGUGUCCCUGAGGAGGAAGAUACUGGACGGAAAAGUCAACGUAGUGCAAGAUUCGCUGCAAGAGAUGAGGAUGAAGAAGAAACGCCCGAAGACGAAGGCUUUGUUAGCGGAGAGGAAGAUUUCAAUUCGGACGAAGAGCCCGAGUUCAAUGAGCAAAAACUGGGGAAAAUGUUUAAGGAGUCAGAUAAGGACGGUGACGAGGAAGAUAUCGCAUUUGCGGAUAGCGACUCAGAUCUGGGCUCUAUAUCAGGCGAUGAGGUAGACGACGACGACGACGAUGAUGAUGGCGAUGAAGAAGAUGAGGAUGAAUACGAUGGCGCAGAAGAAUCCGCACUCAGGUGGAAGGACAACUUAGCUGGGAAAGCACUACUUCGCCAUGGCGGCCGUCCGUCCUACCGAACAGCAGAUUUAGCACGCCUGAUGUAUGAUGAGGCCUUGACAGCCGACGAGGUGCUACAGAGAUGGAAAGGAGAGGUCGAUGCGGAAGAAGAGGAAGAAAAUAUUGAAGACUCCGAAGACGAAGAUUUCUUUAAGAGGGCAAAGCACGAAGAGGAUGCAAGCUCAGAAGACCGCUCAAUACCCCUAUACGAUUAUGACCAGUUAGCUACUAAAUGGACACUCGACGAUAACGUUGAGCAGCUCCGCCAGCGCUUUACAACAGCGACGCUCGGCGAAGACGACGAUGAAGACGGAUUCGAUGGGUUUAACGAUGAGGAUGGGGACGAGGACGAUGAAGGAGACGGCGAGUUUGAAGACCUUGAAACGGGUGAACAGCACAAGGCCAAUCCCGCGCCAGAGCCAGCCGAGAGCAUAGAAGCAGAGCGCGAAAGAAAUGCUCGGAGGAAAGAAGAGCUGAAAUUACGGUUUGAGGAGGAAGAUCGAGAAGGGUUUAAAAAUGACAAGGCUCAGGCUAGGCGCGAAGGCGGAGACGACGACGAGUUUGGUGAAGACGACUGGUAUGAUGCGCAAAAGGCGCUCAUUCAAAAGCAGCUUGACAUCAACAAUGCCGAGUUUGAAGCUUUGGACGAACGGCAAAGAGUCGCUGUCGAGGGUUUCAAAGCUGGCAAAUAUGCCAAGAUUCUGCUUGAGAAGGUUCCUGCAGAGUUCGUUACAAAUUUCAACGCUCAGAUACCUAUUAUAGUCGGUGGUGUGCUUGCUACGGAGGAUCGAUUUGGGUUUGUCCAAGUCCGUAUCAAGAGGCACCGUUGGCACAAGAAAAUUCUCAAAACCAACGACCCCCUUAUCUUCUCUCUUGGGUGGAGGAGAUUCCAGACACUCCCAAUAUACAGCAUUUCGGACUCUCGGACGAGAAAUCGUAUGCUGAAGUAUACGCCGGAGCAUAUGCACUGCUUUGGCACGUUCUACGGUCCUCUAAUCGCACCAAAUACAGGUUUUGUCUGUUUCCAGUCAUUUUCCUCCGCCAACCCAGGCUUCCGGAUCUCUGCAACUGGAACCGUUCUAUCUGUUGACGAGUCGGUUGAGAUUGUGAAGAAGCUCAAACUCACCGGUGCUCCAUAUAAAAUAUUCAAGAAUACCGCAUUCAUUAAGGAUAUGUUCAACAGCUCUCUGGAAAUCGCCAAGUUCGAAGGUGCUGCAAUCAAAACCGUUUCUGGUAUCCGUGGUCAGAUCAAACGCGCCUUAUCGAAACCCGAUGGGCACUUCCGAGCUACGUUCGAAGACAAGAUCCUGAUGAGCGAUCUGGUAUUCCUUCGCGCUUGGUACCCCAUCAAGCCGCACCGGUUCUACAAUCCGGUCACCAACCUCCUUGGCAACUGGCAGCCGAUGCGGCUGACGGGUGAGGUACGGCGAGACCAGGGGAUUGCAACGCCGCAGAACAACAACAGCAAAUAUCGGCAAAUUGAGCGAGCCACACGACACUUCAACGCACUAAAGGUACCCCGCGCUCUAGCAGCGGAACUACCGUUCAAGUCACAAAUCAUACAGACGAAACCACAGAAACGCAAGACGUACAUGCAGAAGCGGGCAGUGGUGCUGGGUGGAGAAGAGCGCAAGGCACGUGACUUACUACAGAAGCUGACGACGAUCCGCAAGGAUGCAGUGGCCCGGCGCAAGGCUAAGAAAGACGAGAAGCGCGCGGAAUUCAAGAAGAAGAUGGAAGAGAUGGGUGAGAAGAAGGAGGCGCGGGAACGGAGGGAGAAGCAGGAGUUCUGGCGUAAGGAGGGUAAGAAGAGGAAAGGUGACAGUGAGGGAGCUGGAGGUGGGGGGAAGAGGAGGAGGUAA